Messenger RNA from Pseudophryne corroboree (corroboree frog), 2602 nucleotides. RefSeq lists its product as uncharacterized. Bases 136 to 1107 code for a protein of 323 amino acids. The transcript has 9 exons. Gene Ontology annotation, molecular function: DNA binding; transcription coregulator activity. Gene Ontology annotation, biological process: regulation of DNA-templated transcription. Lineage: Eukaryota; Metazoa; Chordata; Amphibia; Anura; Myobatrachidae. Gene Ontology annotation, cellular component: nucleus; chromatin. The record is from RefSeq and is a predicted model, not a curated record.
AGUGACGAGGAGGAUACAGGAUGAGGAGGGCAGAGCUUUGUGCAGAGCUGGUCUGAACUACAGGGAACGUUCUGCAGCAGAAUCCCAGCAGCAGCAGGCGGCAGAGGGGCACAGACACUGCACGGGUGGGUAAUAAUGAGCUCGCGUAGGACAGACACCAGCUCGAAGCGGAAGAGGACACCGCCACAAAAGUUGAAAAACCGAAAACUAUUUGCUGCCUCGAGACAUGACACAAUAGAGAAGUCACCUCAUAUGUCCAGAGAUGACGACGAUCAGGAGAACCAGCAAUGCUUCUCAGGGCACCACGAAACGCUGCAGAACAAGGAAAACGUGCCCAAAUCUCAGCAGAACAAGAAAAAUCUGGCUGAAGCACAGUCUAAAAAGGAAAACAUGACUGAAAUUCCUCAGAACAAGGAAAACAUGCCGGGAAAAUAUUCCAGCGCCACUGUAACUGCACACAGAGGCCGAGGGCGGCCGAAAGGCAGCAAAAACAAGACUUUCCCUACAAACCCAACCAGGGUCUACUCAGUCCGUGAGGGAAAGUCUCUGGUAUAUGCAUCAAGAAUAGAUACAAAGCCUAAAGAUGGAGCAGACACCACCCACAGAGGCCGAGGGAGACCAAAGGGAAGUACGAAGGUAAACCGAAUUGAUGAUGAUGCCCCAAAGAGAUCGCGAGGCAGGCCGAAGGGAAGCAAGAACCGCAAACCAUCCAGGGCCUCUCUAGUGAAACGGAUACCUGGAACCCCGAAAAUGGCAAGAGGGCGGCCGCGGAAGAUACCAGCAACAAACGAAGGUGCCGCCGCCGUUCCAAAAGGAAACAGAGGACGGCCAAAGGGAAGCCUAAAUAAAAUUCCUUCUGCCAGAAAGUUAGCUCUUUUAGCGGGGAUCCACGAAGAGAAAAAGAGGGGGCGCCCGAAGAAGAUUAUCUUCGACGAUGUUGUUAUUAUGCCCAUUUCCUCAAAGCGCCCUAGAGGGAGACCAAAGAGCACUGGGAGCUUCGUAGCGGUAUCGAGCAUGGAGCUGGAGAGUUCUAUAACCGAUGCACAAGAUGAAGAAGAUUAUGACGACGAUGAUGAUGACGACGAUGAUGAUGUUGAUGAUGAAUAAACCACUGGCGGCCAGAUAAAACCUUGAAAGAACUGGAAAUCCUUUGGUGACCAGAACACACAGCGGUGCGAAUUUAGAAGACAACGGCUUGUCCACAAGACGGCAUUUUGUAGUAGUGGGACAGUGUAAUAUUAUGUACAUUUUGAUGUGCCGUGAUUUGUUUUUAAAGUUGUGCGUUUCCAAGUUGACAGCCUGAAAUGUUUUUUUGUUUGUUAAAAAACGCUUUAUUGUAAUUUACUGGCGAACAUAAUUUCUACAAAUGUGAAUUAUAAUGAGGCAGAAUUUAAACUUGUUUUUUUGUAGUUUUUUUUUCCUAUUAGCAUAAUAUCGCUAAUAUAGUCAGGGUGUGUUUUUUUGUUUUUGUUUGGUUUUUUUAAAUAGAUGAGCUCAAUUUCCAAAAAAGUACAUGUUCUAUGACGUCCUGUGAAAAGGGACACUGGGGGCGGAUAGGGGAGGUGAGAAAUAGUGAGGGACACCUUGUAACCAGUUACUUCCUUCCUUAUGAUGUCAUGCUUCGUCGUGAGCCUGUUUUAUGCACCAGCGCAUGCAUUUCUGCAGAUGGAGAGAAGAGCUAAGGGUUCUGUGUGUGAACGACAGGCUGGGGACUUCCUUAUAGAAUGCAGGAUGGACACAAUAGCACACAUAUUUUUAUAUACAAGCAUGGAGGUGUUAGGGGUCUAUUUUUUAAAAAACAAAAAUGCCCUAUCCAGGAUAAAGGGUGUUGUACAGUAUCACGGAGUUUCCGCUGUCGAUACCAGUGCUAACGCCAGCGGUAAGAGCUUAUUUAACGGGUUGCAGCGGUGUAAGUAUCCGUUAACAAGAUAAUAGUAAAAGAAAACUGAUGAAAAAGGGUUUAUUUUGAAAAACUUUUAUCAUUCAGCAAUUGUUUUCAAACCCCUUAACCGUUUGAUUUUUAUUCCUUUCUCUUUUUAAAUGGAAUUAAAAGCCCAGCGCCGGGAUUUUCAUUCCACUGUGCAUGCGUUAUCGGGCUACCUGGGUCAUGCAUGCAAAGCGGUAAUGUAACCGUACUCCGGGCCGGUAUGGCAGAGGUAGCUAAGAAUCUUGGUGAGAUUUUGUGAAUUGGUUGAAAAUCGCCACCUUUUUUAUUAAAUAGACCCCUUAACUUUUUGGUACAAGUUUUUUUGUGGCAGUCGUGUUCACAAACUUCUCAGUCUAGCUUUAUAAAACAAACGAAGGUGGUGGUCUAACAACCAACAUAUGCAGAUGAGAUGGUAUUUUAUUUUUAUUUUUCCAGGCACAAUGUUUAUCUGUCCAGCUGGGCCAGGUAAGUGAGGCGUUUGGGUUUGAGGUUAUGCGUGUGCUGGGCAGUUACAUAGCAUAUGGGUAUCAGAAAAUGGGCUGUACAUAUGCUUUUUCUACAUUUGUAAAUGAUCGCUCGGUAUCAUAGAUAAAGUGUUCCCUUUUUUUGCUCUAUGCUUUUAAAUAUAGUGUAGUGUCCUGUAAUCCGUUUUACAAAAAUAAAAUGUCAAGUACG